Molecule: messenger RNA, 5783 nt
Organism: Gasterosteus aculeatus aculeatus (three-spined stickleback)
Lineage: Eukaryota; Metazoa; Chordata; Actinopteri; Perciformes; Gasterosteidae
Source: RefSeq, a predicted model, not a curated record
GAUUUGACUCCGGAAGUACUAACUACACCGGAAGUGAACCCUUGGCCCGACAGAGAGGAAGAAAGCAAUGGCGGGGGACACUUUAACGGAGCUUCUUUUUAUAGAUACGUUUAAACACCAGAGUGCAGAGUUAACCAACGUCGACGUGGUGCGGUUUCCUUGCGGGGUGCUGAUCACAGAAGUGCGGGUCAUUCCUCCGGGGAUUAAGGCGCACAGCAACUUACCUGACAGCAGAGCGUUUGGAGAGACGUCACCUCAUGCCUUCCAGUUGGAGCUGUUUUUUAAUAAUGCCACAAAACCCAACAACCCGACGUUCCACAGGCUUGGCAGUCUGGAAUAUGACGAGAACAAGUCCAUCGUGUUCAGGCCCAGUGGAAAGGUGAACACAGACGGCCUGGUGCUGCGCGGCUGGUACACCAGUCUGACCAUAGCGGUGUACGGGACCGCCGAGCGCUCACAUGGGCAUGACCAAUCCUCCCCUCCUCCCCCUCCACCCCCACCCCCACAGCAGCCAAGCGGGGCCAAGCGACUCGUUAAACAAGAGUGGGAAAAAGAUGACCAGUACAAUGGUAGCCCACCUAGACCAGCACCCAGAGGACCUCGUACUCCACCCGGGCCUCCGCCCCCAGAUGAUGAUGAUGAAGAGCAAGUCCCAGUCACUGUUGGUGUUGUCAAAGAUGAGCCAAGCGAGGGGCGUGACGACUACCUGGAGGCCGUGUCCCCUGAGAGGUCUCUGCCUGCUGACGAAACCUACUCCGAUGCUGAACAAGAGGAAGAAGGGGAAGAGGAGGAGGAAGAGGAGGAGCCAGAGGAGGAGGAAGAUGCCCGGACCGAGGGAAGCGUCCUGGAAGAGGAAGAAGAAGUGGAGGAAGAUGAGGGUGAUGACGGCUAUGAGCAAAUUUCCAGCGACGAGGAUGAUUUGGACAACGGUAGCUUCAAGUUGCCCACCUUUGACAUGGACUACACUCCAGAGGACCUGGCAUCUGUCCCACCUGUCCAGUAUGACCCGUAUGAGAGAGAACUCAGACCCCUCCUUUACUUCAUCCCUCCAUUCAAAACCCGCUUCGAUACCCAGUUUGAGAAGGCCAGUGUGGAGGAACCGAGGGACCCCGGUGGAACAGAAGCUCCCGCAGGUGGAGAGGAGGCUGAGGCUGUUGCACAGCUCAAAGAACUACUGGGGAGCAUUGGAGACGACAGAGAUGCCCGCUGGGUUACCGCUCUAGAGCAGGCCCCCGCACUGCUGGUCAAAGGGUCAGCUUAUUUAAUCAAACAAGGAGAGGGCCAGAUGGAGGAGGCCGUCAGAGUUUUGGUCAAGUGGUCGCUCCAAGCUCUGAGUAUGGAGAUCGCUCUCACCCAACCAAUCGCCCUAAAUCUCAGACAGUUGAAAGCCGGUGCCAAGCUAGCGUCACACCUCGCGGAGUGUCCACAGGGCCUCUCGGUGCUGCUGCGCGAAGGGGCCCUGGGUGUGUUGCUGGAGUUGGUCCAAGCCGACCACGUCUCCUCCACGCUAAAGCUGAAUAUCCUGAGGGCCCUUGGGGCGCUGACCAGCACCCCCGCUGGCGCAGAGGCUUUCCUGCACACGGGAGAGUCCGAGAAAAGUGGCUAUCAGCGUUUAGUCCAGCUGUUCCUGCGUGAAGAAACAGUGAGGGUCAUAACAGCUGGCAAUACCAUAUUGCAGAAAAGCCACAUGUAUGAGAUACUGGUGGACCUGCAACGUGCAGCAGAAGCAUGGAGUGAACCCCAACCGGUACACGCACACUCAUAUUAUCACACGCAUCACUAACUGCACUGACUUAAGUCCAUGUCUCGUGAUCAUCAUGUCUGCUAUCGUUGUCAGGAGGAGAUGGAGGAUGCUGACAUCUCCAUGGAGGAGGAACCAUCGCUAAGCUCCUCUCCUGUGAGCGAGGCAGAGCUUGACAGGCUGGCCGGGGUUUUGGAUGAGCUGCAUCACCUGCUAGAGACGGCCCCUUACUGCAUGGUGCAGCCCCCAGGGAAAGCCUUUCCUACUACUGCCAGAAUAACGGGACCACAGGAGAGAGACGAUCCGUACCCAACACUGUAUAGGUACAUGCAUGCAUGCCAUUUCCUGGAGAGCAUGGCAGCGGUGUUGUCGGCAGCUGCAGCGGCGGGUCACCUAGGGGUCACCCAAGCCAUUCGAGAACUCCUGCGCUUCCUGUCUCUAACCCAGUCAGGUCUGCUCUUCCUCCUCGCCCAGCCCACUCCCACCAACCUCCUGCUGCGCCUCCUGGGGUCCAUGGCCGAGGCAGAAAGCGAGGAGACCACCUUCACAGGGGGAGAGGGAAGCGUGUCGGGGCCGGGAUUCGGCGAAGAGGGUUUUGGCGUGUGGCUAAUGCAGGCGCUGCAUGCUCUGCAGGGUGUGUCAGAGCUCAUGAGCCACGUGGCUGCAGGUGGAGAAGGGGGAGCGGGGCUAGAGGAAGGUGACAACGCAGAGGUGCUGGGAAUGCUCCACGCGCUGUACCUGAUGACCUUCACACAGACAGGGCGCAGCGCUGUGGCCCACGUCCUCAGCCUGGACAACAACCUGUCGUGUCUGGUCACUCUGCUGCAGCACCACAGCAAGGACGGACACGGUGAGGCCAAAGCUCGCAAAGCAGUGACAUAUAAUUAUGCCUGUAUGCUGGUGUUACUGGUGGUGCAGAGCUCUAAUGAACUGAGGAUGAUGGAACACUAUGCGGCCCCUCUGCUCGCCAUAGCCAAAGCUGACGACACCAAUGCCAAGUUACAGGAACUUAGCAAAUGGCUCGAGCCACUGGAAAAACUUCGCUUUGAGAUUGGCAGCAUUCCUACACUCAUAGACUACAUCAAACAGAAUAUGGAAAAUGUGUUGACUGCUGAGGGAACUGGACUUGUGACUUCUCUCAGGGUCCUUUGUCUCAUCGCCUGCCCCCCAACCGCUGUAGAAGGUCAGCAGAGGGAUCUUAAGUGGAGUCUUGCAGGGGUCCAACUGUUUUCCGGCGAGGGCCUGGAUAUGUGUGUGCGUGUCCUACAGAAGCUGUGCAGCUUGUUGCUGCAGCCGUGGCGUGUGCACGGACACAUGGGCCCCACGCCGCAGCGCUGCAUGAUCCUCAGUAUUUGCAUAAGCACACUGCGGCUGCUGCGCACCAUGCUGACAGAGCUGCUGCGCGGGGGAGCGUUCCAAUUCCGGGACACCCGUGUGGCCAGCGUCUUGGUGACGCUCCACAUGAUCGUGUGCUCCAUCCCCGCGUCCGGACGCCUGGAGGGAGAGGAGACGAGGGUGCAGGCGCUCAUUGUUGAUGUGCUGCUCACCUUCACGCAAGGUGUCAAUGAAGAGGUGACUCAUACAGAGGAGACUCUGGCCAGUAACACGUGGUCUCUGAUGCUAAAAGAGGUUUUGGGCUCACUGCUGAAAGCUCCGGAAGGUGUGUUCUCUGGUUUGACACUGCUGUCUGAGCUCCUGCCUCUUCCACUGCCCAUGCAGAGCACUCAGGUGAUAUCCGUCCAAGAUGUGGCCGUAGCCUUAAACACAAGGAAGCUGUGGAGCAUGCACAUACGGGCACAGUGGAAAGUGCUCUCCGAGGCGUUGAGAUGUGUGUGUGCCACCAGCUGCCCUCCUCUCCUGGCCAUGCUCAGGAGAAUGUGCGUUCAGCUGGCGGAUCUAUCUUCGCCCACCGCACUACUCAUCGAGAAGACCGUGCUGGAGCUGCUGCUGGAGGAGCUGCAGCCGCCGGAGGGGAAAGGUGUGUGCUGGGGCCAGGUGCUGCGCCUGCUCUCCUUGAUGGACGCUCUGGUGUCACAGAAAGCGUGUAAGAGCGCGGCACUGCACCUUCUGUCCGGGUCCGUGUCCGGAGACGAACAGGUGGCCGAUCUGUUCCCCUUGCUGCUUUCUCUGUUGGUUCCACCAGCCGGCCACUCCUUACCGCAACAGCAAUGCAGCGAACUAGUGGGCACAAUAUUACAGUCACUGUGUGACCAGGACAUUUCUCUGGUGGUUUCUCCACCUGGGGAAAGCUGCGUGUCCGAAGCAGAGCAGCUUGCCAAUUCCCUUCCAGUCCGUGAGAUGAUGCCAUUGGUGUGCAACGCCUUGUUGGAGGUUUUAGGGACUUCAGAGUGCAGUGUUCCACUCCUUCUCACCUGUAUCAGGACUUUGACGUUCCUCACUGAGCACGACUAUGGGCUCUAUCACCUCAAAGUAGCUCUGAAGAAGUAUGGUACUGGUUUAUGUUCGCUGUUGAAGAGAUUGGUGUUGGCCUUCAACAAAGACUCUGUAGAUCUGCUGUCAGCUCUUCUUGACUUCCUGAGACAGAUCCUCAACACAGAAACAAUGUGUGUAGAUGAAGUCCAGGGCUCCGGCGACGAGUCUGUAUUUUCUCCUCCGCGGUUGCUAACGGGCUCUGAGAUGAAAGCUCUACUGCAGUGAGAGGAGUCUGAAACCCAUCCGCUUCCUACUUUAGAGAACAGAUUACGGUAGAUUUUAUACAAACUAUGUAAGGACGAUGAUUCACUGGAAACGAUGCUGGAGACCGUGAUUGUUCUGAGGCAGACGCUGGAAACGGCCACUGACACGCCUGCUGCAGUCGACACCGAGCCUAUUCUGCCGGCUCCCGAGGCACUCGGGACCCAGUUUAAUCACAGGACGGUAUUCAUUCUGUCUGAGGCUCUGGAUGAGCAGCUGAAGACUCUGUGGUUCUCCCCCUUCCAAACUGACGACAUCGAAGCGGACCUCGACAUGGUGAAGGUGGAUCUGGUGGGUCUGGCUCAGGAGUGUUGUCCAGAACUGGACCUGAAGGCGGAGCUUGAGCGCUCCUUCAUGUCUGAGCCCUCCUCUCCUGGCGACAAUAAGGCUCCAAAAGGCUUCCGACUGGGCAAACACAAGCAUGAGACAUUUAUUACGAGCGGUAAAUCGGACUACAUCGAGCCUGCUAAGAGAGCCCACAUCAUGGCUGCUCCUCGCGGCCGUGGAGGUCGCGGAGGCUUUGGACAGAACCUCUGUCGACCACAUGACAUCUUCCGCCAGCGCAAACAGAACACCUCCCGACCUCCCAGCAUGCACGUGGAUGACUUUGUGGCGGCAGAGUUUAAAGACAUCACAACCCCUCUUGGACUUUUGCCUCCUAAACGGCCGCCCAAGAGCUCUCCCAAACCCCCCACCAGAGGACUGUUCACUGGUAACCGAGGCAGAGGCACCUUCCACAGCCAGACUCGCUUUUUCACACCCCCGCAGCCUAAAGGUGUACUGCUGUCAGGUAACUACACUCGCAGAGACGGAGGCCGUGGUUCAUCAUGGAGCGGCCAAGUUCCAGCUGUCACUCACAGAGGAACCUACAGUGAACCACGCGGAGGCCAGAGCAACUUCACACGUGGCCCCCUGCCUUCCAGACAACUCCCAGCAAGUGCAUAUCGGCUGGCUCCACGGGACAGAGCCCCAAGGGGAAGAGGAGGCGCUGGGCUGUCCUGGCUUAGCGGGGGAGGAGGCGGCGGUGGUGGUGGCGGUAACGCUGCCGGCGGCGGAGGAGGUGGCGGCGGUGGUGGGGGAGGAGGGGGGAGAGGAUCUCAGGGUAACAAAUUCAGUGGUGGGGGAGGGAAUGGAGGUGGGAGGGGCAGACAUGUUCGCUCCUUCACCAGGUAAAUUCACCGUUGAAAUGACUGCAGCCCCUCACUGCAACAUAUGGACCAAUAAGGAUAUUAUAUACACCGUUGCCAUGGAAACGUUGUGGAUGAUGUCGCAAUGACGUAAAGACUGUGUUGAUGUUUUACGUUUUGUUAUGAGUUGUAUUUUGGAGAAUAAAGAUCAUAGUAACAAA